Messenger RNA from Actinia tenebrosa (Australian red waratah sea anemone), 969 nucleotides. Its product is annotated as substance-P receptor-like. Gene Ontology annotation, molecular function: G protein-coupled receptor activity. Gene Ontology annotation, cellular component: membrane. The record is from RefSeq and is a predicted model, not a curated record. Gene Ontology annotation, biological process: G protein-coupled receptor signaling pathway. Lineage: Eukaryota; Metazoa; Cnidaria; Anthozoa; Actiniaria; Actiniidae.
AUGUCUGCCUCAGCACAAGAAGUUAUUACCGUGGCGCUGUUCACAAUCAUGGUGGUGACGGAUUGUAUCGGCAACUUUCUUGUCAUAUGGAUCAUCCUUACCAAGAAUAACAUGCAGUCUCCAAUGAACUACCUUCUGGCUAACCUUGCCGUGGCAGACAUUAUGGUCGGAGGCUCCAUCGCCUCCCAGUUCAUCAUCAGCUAUCUCUACACACACCCCACAGGUCUUGCAGGAUCUUAUUUCUGCAAGUUUUUUACUCGAGGUGCCAUUACUUGGGUUGGAGGUGCUGCCAGUGUGUUCUCCCUUGCAGCCAUCUCUUUUGACAGGUACUUCGCUGUCUUGUAUCCAUACUCCCAGACAUUCAAGCUGAACCUCAAGAAAGUAAAAAGGAUUACUUGUUUCUGCUGGAUUUUUACGCUGGUACUGAACAUCCCAUUGUUUUUGAUCCUCUACUACGAUGAGAAAAACAGCCAGUGCAUGGAGAAGUGGCCAAAACGCCCGAGUUGGUUUUCUAAGGCGUACAGUAUCGUUUGGUUUGUUGCCGCAGGAUGCAUCCCCUUGGUCAUCAUGUUCUAUUUGUACAGCAGGGUUAUCUACAGGUUGUGGUUCAAACGUUCAAAUCACGUUCCACAAGUUCCAGGAACCCAGCAAGCUGUUAUGAAGGCGAGGAAGAGGGUCACCAAGAUAGUCAUCACUGUCAGUGUCCUCUACGGGAUGACUUGGAUGCCUUCCCUCACCAUUUACGUCCUCGAUAGAUACGAUAUAGUCUACAAUAUCGGAGCAAAAGCCUUCACGAUCAAUUCCUUGCUUGUAACGUUCAACUCGUCCAUCAAUCCUUUCGUCUAUGCCUUUCAGAGCGAGAAAUUUCGGCGCCACUUAAAGGCAUUUAUUUGUUGCCCACGAAUUAUCAUUAAUCAAGUUGACGUCGGGAAUGAAGGACAAUUACAAGGGACACCGCAACAAAGCUAA